CCGCGGCACGCCGCCUCAUCCUCUCUCACACAAACCGGCUAGCAGCUAGUUAGCUGAUGAUUGACACAGACAGUCAUAAAAACCUGUCCGGGACAUCUUCACCUGACUUUACAAGGUCAGACACAAAGCCUGACGAAGGAGAGCACACCUGACUCAGUGUGAGAGCCUGAAACUUUAGUUUAAAGUUGUAAAAUCUUAAACGUAACGAGUGCUGUCACCUUUACUCGCCAUCAUUCAGAAAUGAAUCUAGACAGGAUCUACAUGGACUACAAUGCCACGACGCCACUGGAACCAGAAGUGAUCAAGACCAUCUCUGAAGCCCUGCAAGAUGCCUGGGGAAACCCGAGUAGCAAUUACAUAGCAGGUGUGAAAGCCAAAGCACUGAUUAAUCAGUCCAGAGAGAACGUGGCGAGAAUGGUUGGAGGUAAAGCAGAAGACAUCAUUUUCGCAUCCGGUGGAACAGAGGCCAAUAACCUGGUGCUCCACACUGCCGUAGAGCACUUCAGGAGGAGCUGCAGGGCUGCAGAGGGAGGUGAGGGGCAACAGAAUGGAAGCGACAGCCUUCCUCACAUUAUCACCUCUAAUGUGGAGCAUGACUCGGUCAAACUAGUCGCUGAGCAGCUACAGAAAGAUGGCAAAGCAGAUGUGACAUUCGUGUCGGUGUCUAAGGUGACGGCUCGUGUGGAGGUGGAGGACGUCAUCGCUGCGGUGCGUCCCAACACUUGUCUCGUCUCUGUCAUGCUGGCCAACAAUGAAACAGGAGUCAUCAUGCCGGUCCAAGAGAUCUGUCAGAGGAUAAAGUCUCUCAACAAGCAGCGCGAGCGGCUCAGGAUCCUGCUCCACACUGAUGCUGCCCAGGCUCUGGGGAAAAUCCGCGUAGAUGCCUGUGAGCUGGGAGUGGAUUACCUCACCAUAGUGGGGCACAAGUUCUAUGCCCCUCGGAUUGGUGCUUUGUAUGUGAACGGCCCUGGGACGGGAACACCAUUGUAUCCGAUGCUGUUUGGAGGAGGACAGGAGAGAAACUUCAGGCCGGGCACAGAAAACACACCAAUGAUUGCUGGUUUAGGGAAGGCUGCAGAGCUGGUGACCUCUAACCUGUCAGAUUAUGAGAGUCACAUGCGAAGCACCAAACUUCACUUGGAAGAACGACUGAAGGUCGUCUUUAAAGACAAGAUUCACUUCAACAGCCAUUACCCAGGCUCCGAUAUCCUCCCCAACACAUGUAAUGUGUCCAUCCUUGGCCCUACAUUACAAGGCUGGAGGGUAUUGUCCAACUGUACGAGGCUGCUGGCCAGUGUUGGCGCCGCUUGCCACUCAGACAGUGGAAACAGGCCUUCCCAUAUCCUCCUGAGCUGCGGCGUUCCCUCCAAGGUGGCAGCGAACGCCCUGAGGCUGAGCGUGGGCAGAGGGACGACCAAAGCAGACGUGGACGCAGUCGUGGAGGACCUGAGGGAAGCUGUGAAACGGUUGGAAGAAAUGGACUGAUGGCACAAACAUGUUACCCUGAAGGUCAAAUAAGGAUGUAGAGAAUUAAAAAUACAUCAUGUGGUUAUUGUUACAUUAACCGAUCGUGGAAAGUGGAUGAAAUAUUUCAUAUAAAUAAUAAAAGGGAAGAACUUGAA
Messenger RNA from Larimichthys crocea (large yellow croaker), 1622 nucleotides. RefSeq names its product selenocysteine lyase (gene scly). The transcript has 13 exons. The coding region runs from base 241 to 1485 and encodes 414 amino acids. The record is from RefSeq and is a predicted model, not a curated record. Lineage: Eukaryota; Metazoa; Chordata; Actinopteri; Sciaenidae.